Molecule: messenger RNA, 1524 nt
Organism: Rhizophagus irregularis DAOM 181602=DAOM 197198
Lineage: Eukaryota; Fungi; Glomeromycota; Glomeromycetes; Glomerales; Glomeraceae
Source: RefSeq, a predicted model, not a curated record
AUGGCCACUAUUAGACGAGAAUUUGUUAAUGAUGCAAUUCAAAGAGCUGAUGCAUUAACAGAUCCUUACAUUCGCAAUUAUGACGUAACAAAACGUUUUGAAUUUGUAAAACAAACAAUUCUUGAUGAUGAAUCUCUUACAAAAAAUGAAAAAUGGGAAGCAAUAAAAAUAAUAACAAAUGAUUAUGAUUAUAUUAAAGUUAAAACUAAUGAAGGAACAAAAAGACUAUGUGAAAAUUGUGCUUUAGAGUGUUUAGCUACAUUAUAUUGUGAACAUUGUGUUCGAACCUAUUUAAAAAAUAAUUUUUCAAACUGGACGUCUGGAAAUAGUAAUAUUGAUAAUUUAAUACAAGAAUGUCAAAUGGAAACAUUUAGCCCAGAUCGUGUAAUUGAAUGGAUACCAUAUAAUAAUUUACAAGAUAUUAAAUAUAUAACUAAAGGUGGAUGUUCUGAGAUUUAUUCAGCAAUUUGGAUUGAUGGACGUUAUAUUGAAUGGAAUUCUAAGGAGCAACAAUUAAAAAGAUCAUCAGGAACUUUUAAAGUAAUACUUAAAAAAUUGGAAAAUGUUGAAAAUGCUAAUAGAAGUUGGUUUGAUGAGGCAAAAUCACAUUUAACAUUAAGUAAUAAACAAGCUAUCUUUACCAAAUGUUAUGGUUUAACUCAAGAUUCAAUAAACGGAGAUUAUAUGCUUGUAAUGCGUUUAAUGGAUACAGAUUUAAGAAAAUAUAUGCAGCAACAACAUACAUGGAAAGAAAAAAUAAAUAUAGUUGAUAAGAUUAUUUUUGCACUUUAUAACAUUCAUUUUUAUGGAGCGGUACAUCGAGAUUUACAUUCUGGAAAUAUUUUACAUUCGAAGUCUAAUGAUUCUUGGUAUAUAAGUGAUUUUGGAUUUUGUGGACCCGCAGAUAAACCAUUAAAAAGUAUAUAUGGAAAUCUUCCUUAUAUAGCACCUGAAGUUAUAAUUGGAAAAGAAUAUACUUUCGCAUCUGAUAUUUAUAGUUUAGGUAUACUUAUGUGGGAAAUUUCAUCAGGACAAACACCCUUUAAUAAUUAUGAACAUGAUUAUGAUCUUGCAAUGAAAAUUGUUAAUGGUAUGAGACCAAAAAUUAGAACAGAAAUUCCAUCAAAAUAUAAAGAACUAAUGAAACAAUGUUGGGAUGCCGACCCAUUAAAAAGACCUAAUGCAGAUACUCUUUGUGAUGAAAUUGAAAAAAUGAUGAAAGAUAUUUACAGUAAUGAUAAUGCAAAUGAAUUUAAUACUUUAGAAUAUAAUAAUUCAUCUCAAAUUUCUAGUUCAAGUUCGAAUUUAAGUUCAAGUUCCAAGCUACUAUAUUCAUUAUCAACUAGUAAACUGCAUCAAUUUGAAAAUCUACCAGAACCAAGAAAUGCAACUGAAGAAGAACAAGAAGCAUUUCAUAGCCAACCUUACGAUUUCGAGAUACCUAAUAAUAUUGAAGAUCUCAAUUCGUCUAAAGAACAAGAGGAACUUAUUAAGGAUCUAAAUAGAUUAGAAUUAGAUAAGUAA